UAUAAACACGUCUCUAUGAUCAUAAUCUUAAACACAGAAAAACCAAAUACAACAUCUCACAAACUUGUGCCCCAAACAAUGUCAACAACAACACACAUAGCAGUUAUUCCAAGUCCUGGUUUCAGCCACUUAGUCCCAAUAGUAGAAUUCACCAAAAGAUUAGUCACAAACCACCCUAAUUUUCACAUCACUUGCAUCAUUCCCUCACUUGGGUCACUACCAGAUUCAUCAAAAUCAUACCUUGACACAAUUCCACCAAACAUAAACUCAAUCUUUCUCCCACCAAUCAACAAACAAGACUUACCUCAAGGAGCAUACCCUGCAGUUCUAAUUCAACAAACUGUAACACUCUCUCUACCAUCAAUCCAUCAAGCCUUAAAAUCCUUGACUUCGAAAGCACCUUUAGUUGCUAUAAUUGCUGAUGCUUUUGCAAUCGAAGCACUGGAUUUUGCGAAAGAGUUCAAUUCUUUGUCUUUUCUUUACUUCCCUUGCUCGGCUUUUGUACUUUCACUUGUUUUACACUUUCCAAAACUUGAUCAAGAGGUUUCAUGUGAGUACAAAGAUUUACAGGAGCCUCUAAAGUUACAAGGGUGUGUACCAAUCAAUGGUAUUGAUCUUCCAACACCAACUCAAAAUAGGUCAAGUGAAGCAUACAAAAUGUUUCUUGAGCGUGCGAAACGUUUGUUUUCGGUCGAUGGAGUCCUUUUUAAUAGCUUCUUUGAAUUGGAAUCAAGUGUUAUAAGAGCAUUGGAACAAGAGGGUCAUGGAAAAAUCAGUUUUUUUCCUGUGGGACCUAUUACACAAAUAGGGUCAUCUGAUAGUAAUGAUGUUGAUGAUGAAUUUGAGUGUUUGAAAUGGUUGAAAAACCAACCACAAAAUUCUGUUUUGUAUGUUUCUUUUGGAAGUGGCGGAACACUGUCUCAAAAGCAAAUCAAUGAGCUGGCUUUUGGUUUGGAGUUGAGUGGCCAAAGAUUCAUUUGGGUUGUGAGAGCACCAAGUGAUUCAGCUAAUGCUGCUUAUCUUGAAGCUACAAAUGAAGAUCCUUUGAAAUUUCUACCACAAGGAUUUCUGGAAAGAACCAAAGAAAAAGGUUUGAUUUUGCCAUUAUGGGCACCUCAAGUUGAAAUACUUAAGCAAAAUUCAGUUGGUGGAUUUUUGAGUCAUUGUGGUUGGAAUUCGAUUUUGGAGAGUAUACAAGAGGGGGUGCCAAUAGUAGCUUGGCCUUUAUUUGCGGAACAAGCAAUGAAUGCUGUUAUGUUAAGUGAUGGUCUAAAAGUGGCAGUGAGGUUGAAGUUUGAAGAUGAUGAGAUUGUUGAAAAGGAAGAAAUUGCAAAGGUGAUUAAGUGUGUGAUGGAAGGAGAAGAAGGGAAAGGAAUGCGGGAAAGAAUCAAGAAAUUAAAAGAUUCUGCUGUUAAUGCACUGAAAUCUGAUGGUUCUUCGAUACAGACAUUAUCUAAGUUGGCUAGGAAAUUGGAAAGUUUUGGAGGGAUAUAGGAAAAUAAAUGUUGUUCUUAUUUCAUUUAAGUUGUUUUGAUUAUCUAGUUAGAUGUAUCUUGUUUCUUUCCUUAAUGUUCUUUCUUUUUUGUGGUUCUUGUCUUUUAGAGAAGAAUUAAAACAGGCUACUCAUAAUAUACACAUUGUUGAAAAUUGGAAUAGGGUUAACCUUGUUAUACAUGCUUCUAUGCCUCUAGUAUUCAAGGAUCAUAGCUUUGCAACCUCCACUUAUCUAAUUUAAAUACUAUAUACAUACCUUUGCCUUAUCAAAGGUCAA
Messenger RNA from Vicia villosa (hairy vetch), 1771 nucleotides. Its product is annotated as hydroquinone glucosyltransferase-like. Gene Ontology annotation, molecular function: UDP-glycosyltransferase activity. The record is from RefSeq and is a predicted model, not a curated record. The transcript has a single exon. Lineage: Eukaryota; Viridiplantae; Streptophyta; Magnoliopsida; Fabales; Fabaceae. The coding region runs from base 16 to 1494 and encodes 492 amino acids.